AUGAAACAGAAUAUGACACCCUCCUAUUAGAUAAUGGAUCGAAUUGGUUUCAUCAAGAAUAUGAUAUCCACUCAUUAAAAAAAACUCAUCACCGAACCUAAACGUAGUUCCUCCUAUUUAGAAACCACUUAGACUGAAAUUGUUAGACGAAGUAGAGAUUCAUUUCAUAAAUAAUAAAGUCAUUUGAAUGAAACAUCUGCAUCUGAUUAUUUAAGUAUACAAGAAAGUGCCAAUGUCAGAUUGUUAAGAGAGGAACUCAAAAUAACCAAAGGUUUAUUGGAUAAGCGAUCAAUUGAGUUGAAUCAAUUAUUGUAAGACAAUCAAGGACUUAGAUCAGAUACGGUCUAAUUGAAAGAAGAAAAUGAAGAAUUAAAACAUCAAUUAAAGAAGGUUGUAAGAGAGAAAGAAGAUUAUAGAGAAGAAU
Messenger RNA from Paramecium octaurelia, 424 nucleotides. The record is from the annotation of a GenBank genome assembly. NCBI's taxonomy places the organism in Eukaryota, Ciliophora, Oligohymenophorea, Peniculida, Parameciidae.